Molecule: messenger RNA, 1891 nt
Organism: Leptopilina heterotoma
Lineage: Eukaryota; Metazoa; Arthropoda; Insecta; Hymenoptera; Figitidae
Gene: GatB
Product: glutamyl-tRNA(Gln) amidotransferase subunit B, mitochondrial
Exons: 11
Coding region: 307-1890 (527 amino acids)
Biological process (GO): glutaminyl-tRNAGln biosynthesis via transamidation; mitochondrial translation
Molecular function (GO): glutaminyl-tRNA synthase (glutamine-hydrolyzing) activity
Source: RefSeq, a predicted model, not a curated record
CGAAAAUUAAAAGGACUGUCAAAGAAAACAAAUUGAAAAAAUUAAAUAAUUUUUAAAAGCAAUAAAAUUUAUAAAUAACAACUGUUUUCAGUAAAUAAAUUAAAAUCGGCAUUAUUUAUUUAAUUUAUGUUGUUAAACAACUAUUUUUCUUUCACUUUUUAAUUAAAAAUUUUUAUUUUUUUAACCUCUGUAUACAUUAUAUAUUUACUAAACAAAACAAACUAAUUUAUAUAGUACUAUCCACAAUAUAUUUCGAUGACAACUGUUGAAGAAUUCUUACGUAUUUAUAAAUAAAGUUCAAUACUAAUGGAUUUGCUAAAAUAUGUUUCUUCCUACGGUAAAACAAAUCGGAAGAAAAUUUUUCGAAGAUUUUUUUCAAAAUUUCAUGAGAAGGUGAAAAUCGGAGAAAAGUGGAAUUCCGUGGUCGGUCUUGAAGUACACGCACAAAUAUCAUCGAAAUCAAAGUUAUUUUCAAAUGCAGGAACUGCAUUCGCAAGUCCGAUAAAUUCGACAGUUUCUUUUUUCGAUUCAGCGAUUCCAGGAACAUUGCCAGUUUUGAAUAGGAGGUGCGUUGAAGCUGGAGUAACAACAGCUUUAGCACUUUCAUGUAAAAUAAACCAGGUUUCCCUGUUCGAUCGUAAACAUUAUUUUUACUCCGAUUUACCAACUGGAUAUCAAAUUACUCAGCAGAGAAAACCUUUAGCAGUAGAUGGAAUUAUUAAAUUUAAUGUAAUUAAUCCAGUAUCUCAGAAGGAAUCUUAUUCUAAACAAUCAAAAAUAAAGCAAUUGCAAUUGGAACAAGACAGUGGUAGAAGUCUCCACGAUGAAGAAAAUGAAAGAAGUUUAAUAGAUUUAAACCGUGCUGGAGUACCACUGAUGGAACUUGUAUUUGAACCUGAUCUCAGAGACGGAGAAGAAGCAGCAUCUUUGAUAAAAGAACUCUGUGCCAUACUCUCGAGAUUGGGAACUUGUUCUUGCAGAAUGGAAGAAGGCGCAUUUCGCGUAGAUGCAAAUGUUUCUGUAAAUAGACCAGGAGAGCCUCUUGGUGUACGAACCGAAAUAAAAAAUAUCGGCAGCGUACGUGCCGUUGCAGCCGCAGUCGAUUUUGAAAUAGAAAGACAAAUUUUAAUGCUUGAGGAAGGUCAGGAAAUUUUCAACGAAACACGUUCCUGGAAUCCGGAACUUAACAAAACUGUUACAAUGAGGGACAAGGAAGUUAAAAAUGAUUAUCGCUUUAUGCCCGAACCAAAUUUACCACCUUUACGUUUACAUCUUGACAGGAAUGUAAAGAACGAAAAUAAUUUAGUGGACGUGCCUUAUUUGAAUGAUCAAUUGCCUGAAAUGCCCGAAGAAACAAGACAGAAACUUAGAGAAAAAUUUGCCAUUUCUCAAGAUCAUAUAAUAGUAAUAACGUAUAAUCCUUCGCUACUAGAAAUAUUUUAUAAUGUUAUGAAAACCAAUGAGAAACGAUGUGCAAAAACUGUUGCAAAAAUUCUAGUUAAUUUCUUUCUUGAAGUUCUAAAUAAGAAAAAUUUAAAAGUGGAAAAUUGUUCAAUUUCACACGAAUACUUUGGAGAAGCAAUUGAUCUCUUGCAAGAUGAAUCCAUCAACUUAAACAUUAUUAGAAAAUUAUUCUAUGAAAUGUUACGUAAUCCGCAAAUUUCUCCAAAACAGAUUAUAAAGGAGAAAAAUUUGGAGCAAAUAAGUGAUAUUGAAGAAUUGACAAGAAUAUGCCAAAAAAUAAUUGACGAUAAUCCUAAAGCAGUGAAAAGUUAUAAAGGAGGAAAAAAGAAAGUGUUUCAAUUUUUCAUAAAUCAAACUUUAAAAUCAACAUAUGAACGAGCAAAUAUAAGUAAGACCAUUGAAGUUUUCAAUAAACUGCUACAUUAAA